GACAAGGCAGCAGGAUGCUUGUCAUCAGAUCCCUAUCCCAAGUUGUGUUGACGCCAAUGCAACUUGUUCAGCCGACUUCAUGUCUCUCCCGACAGCGCAACCAUCCAAUAUCUGCGAGCGUCUGCAUGACAACCACCGCAGAUGAUAGCAGUGGCACGGUAUGGAUAACCGAAAGGGCUUUUCAGAUGCCAAUCUACCAUGGUCGAAGACGUCGUACUUCAUCUAACAUGGAGUGAUAGACCCUCAUAGGAACGGACAUCACA
Messenger RNA from Neurospora tetraspora, 263 nucleotides. RefSeq lists its product as uncharacterized. The transcript is spliced from 2 exons. The coding region runs from base 15 to 236 and encodes 73 amino acids. NCBI's taxonomy places the organism in Eukaryota, Fungi, Ascomycota, Sordariomycetes, Sordariales, Sordariaceae. The record is from RefSeq and is a predicted model, not a curated record.